AUGGACUAUCACACUGAAGACAGGUGGAGGCGAUAUCAGCAAUCUGUUGGGACCAACAGAUGCCACAACAAGAUGAUACACCAAGAUGGUACAGCAAGAUGUUACACAACAAGGUGGGACAACAUCAAGUACCAGAGGACACACAACGUGGCCCGGGCAGAUCAGGCCCGACAAGGACAGGCCCGAACAGAUCAGGCCCAAGCAGAUGAGGUCCAAGGAGUUCAGGCCCGACAAGGACAGGCCCGACAAGGACAGGCACGAACAGAUCAGGCCCAAGCAGAUCAGGUGUCCAAGGAGUUCAGGCCCGACAAGGACAGGCCCGACAAGGACAGGCACGAACAGAUCAGGCCCAAGCAGAUCAGGUCCAAGGAGUUCAGGACCGACAAGGACAGGCCCGAACAGAUCAGGCCCGAGCAGAUCAGGCCCGAGCAGAUCAGACCCAAGCAGAUCAGGCCCGAGCAGAUCAGACCCAAGCAGAUCAGGCCCAAGCAGAUCAGGCCCAAGCAGAUCAGACCCAAGCAGAUCAGACCCAAGCAGAUCAGGUCCAAGGAGUUCAGGCCCGAGCAGAUCAGGCCCAAGCAGAUCAGGCCUAAGCAGAUCAGGCCCGAGCAGAUUAGGCCUAAGCAGAUCAGGCCCAAGCAGAUCAGACCCAAGCAGAUCAGGUCCAAGGAGUUCAGGCCCGACAAGGACAGGCCCGACAAGGACAGGCCCAAACAGAUCAGGCCCAAGCAGAUCAGGCCCGAACAGAUCAGGUCUAAGCAGAUUAGGCCCGAGCAGAUCAGGCCCAAGCAGAUCAGGCCCGAGCAGAUCAGGCCCGAGCAGAUCAGACCCAAGCAGAUCAGGUCUAAGCGAUCAGGCCCAAGCAGAUCAGGCCCAAGCAGAUCAGACCCAAGCAGAUCAG
This is a messenger RNA of Monosiga brevicollis MX1, 901 nucleotides long. RefSeq lists its product as uncharacterized. Lineage: Eukaryota; Choanoflagellata; Craspedida; Salpingoecidae. The annotation marks the transcript as partial. The record is from RefSeq and is a predicted model, not a curated record. The transcript is spliced from 3 exons.